Messenger RNA from Xenopus laevis (African clawed frog), 1411 nucleotides. It is a transcript of the gene gtf2f2.S, whose product is annotated as general transcription factor IIF subunit 2 S homeolog. NCBI's taxonomy places the organism in Eukaryota, Metazoa, Chordata, Amphibia, Anura, Pipidae. Bases 197 to 955 code for a protein of 252 amino acids. The record is from RefSeq and is a predicted model, not a curated record. Gene Ontology annotation, cellular component: nucleus; transcription factor TFIIF complex; RNA polymerase II, holoenzyme. The transcript has 8 exons. Gene Ontology annotation, biological process: transcription by RNA polymerase II; transcription elongation by RNA polymerase II; transcription initiation at RNA polymerase II promoter.
UACGAGCAUUAAGCGCAACCGUGGUGGCCUCACACUAACAAUACGUAGUACGCGCGUCCUACAGAGGCUUUGUGAGCGCUUCCGGAAGUGUGUCCUAUUUCGCGAUCCGUCGAUUUGUGUGCGCCGGCACUUGAGUUCGUGUUGUGCUGUGUUUUCUCGGUUCCAGUGCCUGCAGUGGUUUGUAUUGAUCGCUGCCAUGUCUGCCGAGAAAGGGGAACUUGAUCUGAAUGGAGCUAAACAGAAUACCGGGAUGUGGCUUGUUAAGCUCCCAAAGUACUUGGCCCAGCAGUGGGCAAAAGCAACUGGCAGAGGAGAAGUUGGAAAGCUGAGAAUUGUUAAAAAUCAAGGGAAAACCGAGGUGUCAUUUACCCUUAAUGAAGAACUUGCAAGCAUUCAGGAUAUUGGAGGGAAGCCAGCAUCAUCCUUAGUAUCAACGCCGAGGGAACAUCCGUUUUUGCUGCAGUCUGUGGGGGGACAAACUCUCACAGUGCUUACUGAAAGCUUAUCCGAUAAACUUGCUUUGGAAGGUAUUGUGGUGCAUCGUGCUGAGUGUAGACCUGCUGCUAGUGACAAUUAUAUGCAAAUGAAGAGAAAACAGAUUGAAGAAUCUUCCAAACCAAAGAGGCAAUCACAACAGUUAGAAAAGGCAGUGACAUCAAAUUACAAACCAGUGUCAAAUCAUCAAUACAAUAUUGAGUAUGAGAAGAAGAAAAAGGAUGAUGGCAAGCGAGCUCGAGUAGAUAAGCACCAGGUUUUGGAUAUGCUGUUCUCUGCAUUUGAAAAGCACCAGUAUUACAACAUUAAGGAUCUCGUGGACAUUACCAAGCAGCCUGUGACCUAUCUGAAAGAAAUUCUGAGAGACAUCGGCAUUUACAACAUGAAAGGAACUCACAAGAACACAUGGGAGCUGAAGCCAGAAUACAGACAUUAUCAAGGAGAAGACAAGAGUGACUAGGAAGAUCCAGGGCCCCAAUGUACAACGUCCGGGAGGAACCAUGCAUUACAGGCCCAGAGCAAAUACUGCCCAAAACUCCACCCCCUGUGGAGAUUCAUAAGCUGAAGUAUAAUAUUUUUCCAUUUCAAACAUAGCAUAGUAUAUGGGGCAUAUACACAGGCAUUGUUUAAUGCUUCCUAAAAGAUAGUUCAUAGAGCCACACAUGAACUGGAAUAAAUAAAACCUUGUGUCAUUUUCCCUUGCAAAUAAUGUACAUUCCACUGGCACAAACUGUGGGUUUUGCUAGGUAAUUCUUUUUUCAGACUUCAAAAAAGUAUAUUUUCUUUUUAACCUUCUUAAGACUAAAGCAGAUUUUCAUUAUAACUGUCUGACUUAUUAUUAUUUCUUUGUAUUUCAAUUUUGUGUGCUCUAAGGUUUUUUAACACUGGUUCUUAAUAAAAAAGAAAAAUAAGGCCA